Messenger RNA from Ictalurus punctatus (channel catfish), 3246 nucleotides. RefSeq names its product cadherin-like protein 26. The record is from RefSeq and is a predicted model, not a curated record. The coding region runs from base 87 to 2597 and encodes 836 amino acids. Gene Ontology annotation, biological process: homophilic cell-cell adhesion; cell-cell junction assembly; multicellular organism development. Gene Ontology annotation, molecular function: cadherin binding; calcium ion binding. Gene Ontology annotation, cellular component: adherens junction; catenin complex; plasma membrane. The transcript has 19 exons. Lineage: Eukaryota; Metazoa; Chordata; Actinopteri; Siluriformes; Ictaluridae.
ACACACACACACACACACACACACACACACACACACACACACACACACAGAAACACAUAAAGAGAGAGAGAAACUGUACAGAUGGUAUGUGGAACAUUAGGACAGCUUCCUGUACAAGAUUCAGGAUGAGGAAAACCACUGUUUUGCUGUUUCUUCUGGCUCUGUGGGCUGAGAGUUCACACGAACUGAGAAUUCAUGAGAAGACCAAUAAAGAGACAAGUGAACGAGUGCUCAUUCGAUCCAAGAGGAGAUGGGUGCUGACUACUAUUGAACUGGAGGAGGAAAGUCCUGGACCUUUUCCUAAAAAAAUUACAGAGUUGUUCAACGAUAAGCAAGAUGAUUAUUCCGUCAGGUUCAGCAUAAGUGGCCAUGGGGUGACGAAAGACCCAAAGGGUGCAUUAGGCAUCAAUGAAAGAACUGGUGAAGUCUUCAUGUACAAGCCAAUAGACCGAGAAACACAUCCCAUUUUACAUGUGGAGUUUGAUGUGUUCGAUGCAAAAACUAAUGCACCCCUUGACAAAACAUUGUCCUUCGACGUGGCCAUACAGGAUAAGAAUGAUAAUCCUCCUGUGUUCAACCUUAAAGUUUUCAGUGUACAAGUUCCAGAGAACCAAAAUGAAGGUGACCUUCCUUUAACUCUGCAAGUGAGUGACAGAGAUGAGGAUGGCAAUGACAAUUCCCGCAUAUCCAUGAGGAUAAUGUCUCAGGUUCCAGCUUUGCCACAAAUCUCCCUGAAAUCCAUUGCUAACAAGAUCACAAAGCUUGCCUUCACCGGAUGCUUUGAUUAUGAUAAAGCAAGGACUUACACAAUGAUUGUUGAAGCACGAGAUCAUGGAACGCCUUCACUUUCAUCCACUGCGACUGUUAUUAUCAGCAUCACUGACUCCAACACUCAUGCACCUGUGUUCACUGCACCGAAGUACGAUGCUCAGGUUAUAGAAGUGGAAACCAAUAAGGAACUUUUAAGGAUCCCUGUGCGAGACCAGGACACUCCCAACACUCCAGCAUCCAGAGCAGUGUUCACUAUUCUGAAGGGUAAUGAGGAGGGCAACUAUAAGAUUGAGACAGACCCAGUUACCAACGAAGGAGUACUGACUCUCAUCAAGGGAAAGGAUUAUAAGAAAACUACUACAGUUGAGCUGGAAAUAGGAGUGGGGAAUGAGGAGCCCUUAUUUGUAUGCAUCGACGGAAAGCCAGUUAAACCCAGUCCAGAGUCUGGAACCGUGAAAAACAACACAGUUAAAGUCGCCGUCAAAGUCAUUGAUGUGAAUGACCCACCCGAGUUUCAGAAUAAAAUUCAGAAGAUUUACAAGAUAGAGGAAGAAGAGCCAGGAGAAGUGUUGUACACACCCAUAGUAACAGAUGAGGAUUCAGUUAACAUCAGGUACGAGCUAGCAGAAGAUCCAGCUAAGUGGCUGUCCCUAGACCCAAAGACAUGCAAGGUUACCUUGGUAAAGAAGAUGGACCGCGAGUCUCCAUAUGUCCACAACAGCACUUACACUGUUGUGAUGCAUGCAAUAGAUGAUGGGGAACCUCCUGCCACAGGUACAGGCACGCUGGUGGUCCUUCUCGGAGAUGUGAAUGAUAAUGCACCUCAUCUAACCUUAAACACUUCAGUGAUGUGUGGGAACAAGGCUGACAGAGUGAGAGUCACAGCAGAGGAUGCAGAUGCUUUUCCAUUUAGUGGACCUUUCACCUUCACGUUUGGCAAAGAAGAUCAGGAGCUGAAGAGACUGUGGAAGCUUGACCCGAGCUCAGGGUACCAAACCUCACUGAUUAGCCUGACGAGUCUGCCUUACGGGACGUACUCCGUUCCACUGAAGAUUACUGACCAACAGGGGGUGCUAGCACGUAACAACUUUCAAGUGUUGGUGUGUGACUGUGGGAAAGGAGACGUGUGUCAAGACCUGCUACCUCGAUCCUCCAGCCUCCAUGGAGCAGCUAUCGGAAUUCUACUGGGAGCACUGCUCUUGAUGGCUUUGCUGCUCUGCUUUUGUUUCCUCUGUAAGUGUGAAAAGAAAAAAAAAAACAAUCACUACUUGCAGAUUGAUGGAAUCCAAACCCUGAUGGCAUACAAUGAUGAAGGAGGGGGUUCAUUGUGCAAGGCUGAUCCACAAUUCAUGCAGAGCCAAAAUAGCAGUAUUUGUCCUUUUAAGACAGACCAGUUUGAAUUUCAGCAGAACCCCACCAAUCAUUUAGGCAGCUUGAAGACAGGAACAAUUCAGCACACACAGGCAUCCAGUGGAUUUAGAGAUGCAGCAUCCUUGAGGAACAUCUACCGAACGAAUUGGACCAGAAACAGUAGGAAUAGUACAUAUGACACUGUUUGGAGUGGGUUGAGCAGAUCCUUCAGCUUUAACAUUGAAGACCUCCUUGGAAUGAAGAUCUCUAAACUUUCGAAGGAGGACUUCCCUGAAUAUCAACCACAUGAUUACAGCUCUGAAGGGACUAACAUCGACACCACAUCACUGGACAAGCUCUCCAUCUGCAGCAAUGGAGAUGAUCUGAUGAUUUUUCAGCAAAAUUUGGGGCCAAAAUUUAGUGCACUGGAAGAGAUCUGUCAACAAGCGUUAAAAGAGAAGAACAUUAAGUUGUAAUUGUUUUUGAAUGUUAUUUACUUUCUCAAUGGCUCUUACAACUUUUUGGGUUGUCCUCUUUCCUGUCUCGAUGUUUUGUGCAUAAUAUUAUACGUCAUGGCUAAGCACUGGAUUUGUGCAACUAUACACUUCACUUUACUUAAUAAUAGUUUCUCCUCAGACAGAUAAAGCUUACAAAAAGACAUCAAGACACCAGUAUGUGCAUACUGGAGAAUGAUUUUGUGGUUAGCAUGUUUGCCUCACAACUCCGGGGUUGGGGGUUCGAAUCCUGCCUCUGCUCUCUGUUUGCGCUGAGUUUUGAUGUUCUCACCAUGCUUUGGGGGUUUCCUCAGGGUACUCUGGUUUCCUCGCCUAGUCCAUAGUCAUACGCUGUAGUCUGAUCGGCAUUUCCGAAUUGUCCUUAGUGUGCGAAUGUGCAUGGGAUUGUACUAACAGUUUUAGUCGUUCAGACUGUUCCUAGUAUUUGAAUUUAUAUGGGAGGGACACACACAGUGAAAAGUCCCAGUUUGGUUACACUUGGAACACGACUCAUCCAGUCAAAUGAAUAGAGCAGAACUAACUGUUGUGUAAAAAGCAUCAUUUAUUUGUUUUUGUAAUGUCCUGAAUGUUGAUAAAGGAAAAAAAGCUAAAUAAAAAAUGCUGGAUGUGG